Molecule: messenger RNA, 2292 nt
Organism: Cylindrotheca closterium
Lineage: Eukaryota; Bacillariophyta; Bacillariophyceae; Bacillariales; Bacillariaceae
Source: the annotation of a GenBank genome assembly
AUGACGUUCCUAUCACCAUCCUUCAAGAAGGGACUAUUAUUGAAACCAUUCAAGAAGAGGGGACAAUUCAAGAAGAAUCACUUCAAGGAAGAUUUGGAAUCAUCCAUCAAUAAGGAUCUUUCUUCUUCGUCGUCGUCGUCGUCGUCGUCUUUGUCUAUCGGAACGAUUGAAAAAGAUCAUGAUGAUGAUUCUAGUCUCGAGGAUCCUGGCAACGACGAAGUUGUUCUUGAUACAGAACAACAACUACAACAAAAACAACAAAAACAACAAGCAGAAGCCGAAGUACAACCAAAUGUGGAAUACUCUUCCGUCUUGGUGGAAAACCACCAUUUGGACGAUCAACCCGUCGAAACCGAAUUGGUCUUGACCACGACUACUACCUACACUCAUUCCAAUGAUCUUGACGAAGAGCAACUAUUCCGCAUGCAACUACAGUCACAAGAAGACGAAGAGGAGGAAGAAGAAGAAGGUUCCAGCAUUGCCCAAUAUUAUACUUCUGUCCAAUGUCCUUCCUUGGACGUCACCUCUGAUGAUACCGAAGUCAUUCUCAAUACCAACAAUGUUUCACGAUUCCUUGCCCGAUGCACUUCUGUCCAAUCUUCCACUUCUUUUUCUUCUUCUUCUUCUUCUUCAUUGGACGAGGUCAACACUACAGAAGUCAUUCUCAAUACCCAAGAUGUCUCACGCUGUACUUCCGUCUUGAUUGAAGAGGAAGGACACAAUCAUCACAACAAUUACAAGCCCUCCGGAACCGAAAUGGUACUCACGAAAGCACGAAUGAUGGUGAUGAUGAUAGAGGGUACUACUCCUACUACUCCUACUACUCCUACUCCUACUAGUAUUCAAGAAGAAGACCACCAAGACAAACAAAAAGAAGAAGAAGCAAGCAUGCCUGAAGUGAUUCCGCCCUCGGAAGAUGACUUUAUUGUGGUCCUUUCCGAUCAUCAUCAUCAUCAUCCUCAUCAUCAUUAUCAUCAGCAGCAUGACCACAACAACAACUACAACAAUAAGGAGGAGGAAGAAGAAGAAAUCAAGAAUGUCCAAGAAGAACCUACUACUAUUAACAAUACUCCACAAGACACGACCACGACCGCCAUCAUUGUUGACCAUGACGAUGAUGAUGAUGAUGAUAAUGAUGAUGACAAUGUGUCAGUCUCGUUGCUUUCCUUUUGCAACCACCACAUGGCCAAGAAGCACCAAACGGAACAAGAAGAAGAAGAAAAAGCAUCAUCGUUCAUGGGACAAGAAUCUACUACUACUACUACUGUUCCACAAGACAUUAUUGAUCAUGAGGAUAAUGUGUCCGUCUCGUUACUGUCCUAUCAUAUGAAUGCCAACUACAAGAAUCAUCCUGUUCCCCUACAAGAAGAUGAAGAAGAAAAAGAAGCCGACAAUGUAUCCGUAUCUCUAUUGUCCUUUCUUCAGAACAAUGACUACAGUGACAAUACUAAUAAUGAUACGGUCCAUCAUCGUCAUCAUCAUCAUCAUCAUGAGGAACAAAAGAAUGUUCACCGGGGACGCACAAUCGUCCACAACAACAACAACAACAACAACAACAACAACAACAAGUCGUUUGCCACUCGCUUUUAUGGGCAGAGGAGCGCCAGUACUACUACUACUACUACUACUAAUGCUACGAAUCCUUGGAGAGGAGAAAGCAAGGAAGAAGAAGAAGAAGAAGAGCAGUACCAUGAUAAUCAUUAUGAUCAUCAUGACUAUGAUUACGAUUCCACACGACCAGUAUUUGAUACCAUCACCCAACGGGCACAUUCGGAACAAGAAGCCAGUGCAAUGGCCUAUGACCAAACGCCAAGCAUCUUGUCCUUUACCACCUUUCAAAAUGACUUGUGGAUCAAAAUGAUUCAUUAUGGUGGUGGUGGUGGUGGUGGAAGAACUGCAGGAGGAGGGAGCAAUCAUCCUUCGGAAGAAAGAACCGAGGAACAAAAAGACAACGACGAUUCCAGCAGUGUCGAUGCGACUCAAACACUUGGACAAACGACGAUUGGUUCUGAAUCGACUGGUAUCACUACUACCACGGUUCAUCGUGCAGGUGCAGAAGCAGUAAAUCCCUUUACUCUCUUGUGCACUGCCUUGGAAGAUGAGGUUGCUCACAGCAGUCAAGAAUUGCAAUCCAUGUUGACCCAAGCUUUGGAUGAUUCUGAUUAUUCUCCCUCGUCGUUAUUGGCUCAAUUGGUGACCAAUAAUAACAAUUGGUUGCAACAAAAGGCAUUGAGGGCUGGCAUUCCCAAGAACGACUUUGAACGAAUCAUGGCGGACUUGUUGUUUCUAUGA